Molecule: messenger RNA, 2738 nt
Organism: Hirundo rustica (Barn swallow)
Lineage: Eukaryota; Metazoa; Chordata; Aves; Passeriformes; Hirundinidae
Gene: SLC33A1
Product: solute carrier family 33 member 1
Exons: 6
Coding region: 1-1596 (531 amino acids)
Cellular component (GO): membrane
Molecular function (GO): acetyl-CoA transmembrane transporter activity
Source: RefSeq, a predicted model, not a curated record
AUGGCGCCCGCCAUCGCCGCCGAGGAGGGCUGGCGGCAGCGCCGCGCCGGCACCCGCCGGCAAAGCCUGGACCUGACGGGCGAGCCGCCCCGCGACGGGCUGCCCGGGGACACCGAGGCGCUGCUGCCGGCGCGGGCGCGGGGGUACCGCGCGGAGCUGGGCAGCAUCCUGCUGCUGCUGGUGCUGUACGUGCUGCAGGGCAUCCCGCUGGGGCUGGCGGGCAGCGUGCCGCUCAUCCUGCAGAGCAAGAGCGCCAGCUACACCGACCAGGCCUUCUUCAGCUUCGUGUUCUGGCCCUUCAGCCUGAAGCUGCUGUGGGCGCCCUUGGUGGACGCCGUGUACCUGCGGGGCUUCGGGCGCCGCAAGUCGUGGCUGGUGCCCACGCAGUACGUGCUGGGGAUCUUCAUGAUCUACAUGUCCACGCAGGUGGACGCGCUGCUGGGCGACGGCCACGGCCGCGGCCCCGACGUGGCGGCCCUCACCGUCACCUUCUUCCUCUUCGAGUUCCUGGCCGCCACGCAGGACAUCGCGGUGGACGGCUGGGCGCUCACCAUGCUGUCCCGGGAGAACGUGGGCUACGCCUCCACCUGCAACUCCGUGGGGCAGACGGCCGGCUAUUUCCUGGGAAACGUCCUGUUCCUGGCCCUCGAGUCCGCCUCCUUCUGCAACAAGUACCUGCGGUUCGAGCCGCAGCCCCGGGGCAUCGUCACCCUCUCAGAUUUCCUGUUUUUCUGGGGAGCUGUCUUCCUUGUUACCACUACAUUGGUUGCCUUUUUGAAAAAGGAAAACCAGGAGCUAAUACCAGCAAAGGAAGAAACAAAAGGCAUCACUGACACAUACAAGCUGCUGUUCUCAAUAAUCAAGAUGCCAGCAGUUCUUACUUUCUGUCUCUUGAUCCUCACUUCAAAAGUUGGGUUUUCAGCAGCAGAUGCUGUGACAGGACUCAAACUGGUGGAGGAGGGAGUUCCCAAAGAGCACCUGGCUCUGCUGGCAGUUCCAAUGGUUCCUUUGCAGAUCAUCUUGCCCCUGGUUAUCAGCAAAUACACAGCGGGCCCCCAGCCCCUGAACACCUUCUACAAAGCAAUGCCUUACAGGUUGCUGCUUGGCCUGGAAUUCGCUUUCCUGGUGUGGUGGGCUCCUAAAGUAAAGCAUGAAGGAGGAUUUCCUCUCUACUACUACGCUGUGGUGGUGCUGAGUUAUGCUCUACACCAGAUCACCCUGUACAGCAUGUACGUGGCCAUCAUGGCCUUCAACGCCAAGGUCAGCGACCCGCUCAUCGGGGGCACCUACAUGACCCUGCUCAACACCGUCUCCAACCUGGGCGGCAACUGGCCCUCCACGGUGGCCCUGUGGCUGGUGGACCCGCUCACGGUGAAGGAGUGUGCGGGCGCCCAGGGCCACGCCUGUGCCACCGCAGCGGCCGCAGAGCUGUGCACAGCAGCUGGGGGCUCCUGCGUGACCACCCUGGACGGGUACUACGUGGAGUCCGUCGUCUGCGUCAUCCUGGGCUUCGCCUGGUGGUUCUUCCUGGGACCAAAAUUCAAAAAGCUGCAGGACGAAGGGCAGUCUUCGUGGAAGUGCAAGAGGAGCAACUGACGCGCUUAGGCGUUGGACGGACCAGCAAGGUGGUUUUGGUUUUAUCACAAGGACGUAUCCCAUAAUCAGGCCCCCGGAAUGUCGGUGUUUCUGGGCCACGCCAGGGACAUCUGUGUGGCCGAGGCAGGGCACCACUGCAUUCCCCACAGCACAGGGGCAGUUCAGAAAGGAAUGGCCGAAGCAGCACCUCAGUGCUCCGUGCUUACCCCUGACUCCAGAGCCGCUGAUUCCAGAGGGCUCCUCUGGGCAAGCUCCCCGUGCCCUGGCCGUAGAGGCAGCAGAGUUGCCAGCUGAGUGCCAGCUUUUAUUUUCGCACAGAAAUGAUCUGACAGAGCAGCUUGACCCAGGGGAGGAUGCCCAAGGCAUUCUGACUUGGAGGUUAAGCAUGGUACUGCGGAAUUCCUUGUGGGAAGAUCCGUGUGAGAUGUCUGUGGGCUUUGCUUCUUCUCACUUUCUGAGCUGUAACCACGCCUCAAAGGAUGAAAUGUUCCGGAGAUUCUUUUAAAUAUAUUUUCUGGCUUUUAUAAGCUUUAAAGAUUUAUAAGAAAAUAUUUUUAUAAGCAAAUUACAUUUGUUUAAUUUAUUUCCGCUGUUUCAAGGCAGUCUGAUUUACCAUCGAGGUACUUUCUCGACGGCAAAAUGCUGUAAGGUAGGACUGGAGUAACGCACAAUCCUCUGAGCCUUGAGUCCUGCAGCUGGAGCUGGAGGUGCUUCCCAAGGGAGGGCACGUGGGCCUUUGGAAGGGGUGAGUUGAUAGAGGAAAGCCAAUCCAUAGGUUUUCCAAGCUGUAUUACUAAGAUUUGAACAUUGAUUCUCAAAAGCAGUGGGAGCACGGAGACCUCCCCCAGCCGGGGGUGAGAAGAGUGAGUUGGUGAUGGCAAAGUUGCCAAAUUCCCGGGGAGCUGGUGCAGGACUCGCCCUCACACACAUCAGAGGGGCGCAGUCCUGUGGCAGAGCUGCUGCAGAAUUCACUGCUGGUGCCACGUGGUGGAAACAUUCCCGCUGGAUUUCUCCCACGGAGCUCCCUCCUGAGUGCCUUAGGGACCCACAGGUGCUGGAGAGGCACUCGGACCCCGCUGGGUGUGUGGAACGUUGGUAUUAAAAAGGAAAACUAUUAAACAUCCCUUGGAAAGGUGCACGAG